UGCUGGGCCAGCAUUCAACCCAGGAUGGCGUUUUAUAGCAGCUUUUGUAUCUCUGUGUGUCAUCACCUUGAUGGCUGCAUUGGAUGCAACUAUGAUUUCCGUUGCACUUCCUGUAAGUAACUUUUGAUACUGCAAGGCAGUAAAUAUUCGGAUCCUGACAUCAAAGUAGAUCAUGGCGAGGGCACUCCACGGUUCAGCUAUUGAAGCCUUUUGGGCAGGAACAUCAUUCCUCUUGACAUCGACUGUCUUCCAACCAGUCCUCGGAUCCUUCUCUCACAUCUUCGGGCGCAAACCAUUGGUCUAUUUCAGCUUAGUCCUCUUCUUCGCAGGAUCGGUCGCCGCAGCACUCGCGAAGAACUUCACAGUCAUCCUCGUGGGUCGAAGCAUUCAGGGUGUCGGUGGCGGCGGCAUCAUCUGCCUGACCGAAAUCAUCGUCACAGACAUGGUGCCGCUCCGCGAGCGAGGCAAGUGGUUCAGCAUGUUCAGCGCCAUGUGGUCCAUUGGCACGGUCGCAGGACCGCUCGUUGGAGGUGCCUUCGCCCAGGAGGUCUCUUGGACUUGGAUCUUCUGGCUGAACCUCUUCUUCAUCGUGCCUGGCGCUGUUCUCAUCGGCAUCUUCUUGAAGCUCAACUACAAGACCAGUUCUUUGCUCGAGAAGCUCAAGCGUGUCGAUUGGAUCGGUAUGACACUCUUCCUCGGAUCGACCACCGGCUUCCUCAUUCCUGUGACAUGGGGAGGUGUUCAAUACCCCUGGGACAGCUGGCGAACACUCGUCCCGCUCAUCGUCAGCGCUGUAGGCAUGGUAGUCUUCGUUGUCCACCAAGAGCGCUGGGCGCAAGAACCCUUGGUCCGCACCAGCGUCUUCAAGACCACCACCGCCGCCGUGACCUACGCCGGCACCGUCAUCCACGGCAUCAUCCUCUGGGCCCUCCUCUACUUCCUCCCGCUCUACUUCCAAGCCGUCAAGGGCAUGUCACCGAUCAUGUCCGGCGUCGCCCUGUUCCCAGAGACCUUCACCGUCGCGCCCGCCGCAAUGGUCGUCGGUGCCGCCAUCGCUAUCAGCGGAAAGUACCGCUGGGCCAUCUGGUCCGGCUGGACCCUCACAACCCUAGGCCUCGGCCUCAUCAUCCUCCUGAAGCCAGAGACGACGACCGUCGCCUGGGUCUUCCUCUGCCUCGUCUCCGGCUUCGGCACGGGCGCCCUCUUCCCCGCCAUGGCCAUCACGACGCAGGCCUCCGUCCCCUCCUACGACGCCGCCUACGCAACCAACAUGUUCUCCUUCCUCCGCGCCUUCGGCCAGACCCUCGGCGUCGCCAUCGGCGGCGUCAUCUUCCAGAACCAGAUGAAGAAGAAGAUGCUCACGUUCCCGCUGCUCGCGGAUCUCGCGACCGAGUACUCCAAGGACGCGGCGGGGCUCGUCGAGAUCAUCAGGUCGCUGCCGGCUGGCGACAUGAAGGACCAGUUGAGGGAGAGCUACGCCGACGCGCUGAGGUACAUCUGGAUCGUCAUGACUGCUUUCUCGGCUGUCGCGCUGGUGCUGAGCUUCUGGACGAAGUCGUAUGCGUUGGACAAGCCGCUGGAGACGGAUCAGGGGUUCAAGGAUAAGAAGAGGGCGAAGGACGAGGAGAAGGAUUCGCAGGCGAAGGCAUGAUUCAUUGAAUUGGAGAGAAGGGGAAGUAAUAGAUUGGGGUUUUUCUUUUCAUCAGGUUGUAUGAACAACUUUAAUUACGGUUGUUGGUUGUGAUGGUUCGAUGGUAUGAUAUAAUGUACUACACGACUUUUCAUUUUUAGACAACUACGUUUACUAUUUGUUCGAUACUGGGUGUUUGCAAGACCAACCAUUCUGCGUAGGCUAAUCAGAGGGCUGGG
Molecule: messenger RNA, 1869 nt
Organism: Aaosphaeria arxii CBS 175.79
Lineage: Eukaryota; Fungi; Ascomycota; Dothideomycetes; Pleosporales
Product: MFS general substrate transporter
Exons: 2
Coding region: 173-1651 (492 amino acids)
Biological process (GO): transmembrane transport
Molecular function (GO): transmembrane transporter activity
Source: RefSeq, a predicted model, not a curated record